CUCUUUCCUCGUUCCUGAUCACUGUAAAAAGGGGGUCACACAUCUUUUUUUUUCACAUUUCUGUUCUGUUCCAUGCCCUAGAACGACAAACUGCACUCUGGCCGUGGUUCCCGUUGGAAUGGUAAGCCAGGAAAGUGCAAGCCGCUUGCAGAACCGCAUAUGCCCAAUUUGCCUCCGUGGCCGCGUAGCAGUUGUGUGUAUUUUCGUUAGUUAGUUUCAUGUUUUGUGUUGUGCUGAAAUUAAGAUAGUAGUUAAACAAUUCAUGCCCCACUGGGUAUGUGUUGAGUCAUUCCAUUGCGUGUCUCCCUGCACCAAAGCAGGCCCCUGUCUGUGAUCUGCCAAUCAUGUCGUCGUUGAACCGGCCGGUUUACACGCUCGCUGCCAUCCGGCAGGAGCUCGUGGACAACACUCUGCAAGCCAAAGCCAUCAUACAGGACACGUUAGCGUUCCGCGGUUCGCUGGAGGAGCUGAAUGUGCUGAAUGAGGCAGGACGGGAGAAGCUGGCCAACCUGCGCAAGGGCAUCGAGCGGCUGGACAUAAUGGCACGGGAUCUCGGCGAUGAAGCGCUAUACAAUGAGGUGGAGGGCCAGCGGAAGCAGUUUCACGACACGCUGCAGCAGUUCCGGAAAGCAAACAUCAGCACGAUGCUCGAGAUCGAGAAGGCGAACAAGGAGGAGCUGUUCCAGCUGAGUCCGAACGGAAGCGAGGUGCGGCAGCGGGCGGGCAAGGGCACCCGCACCUCGAUGCUGAACCGCUCCGCCACCCAGCUGAUGCAGCACGAGAACGUCACCGAGCGGAUGCUGUCGAUCACGCAGCAGCUGCACGAAACCACGCAACGGUCAGCAGCCAAUCUGGAAACGCUGAUUCACACCAGUGCCGUGGUGGAAGCGACCCGCGACGAGCUGCACAACACGGCCGGCUCGAUCCGACAGUCCCGGAGCCUGCUAGAGAAGUACAGCCGAAGGGAGCUAUCCGAUGUCGUGCUCACCCUCUUCGGGGCGCUGCUCUUUUUCUCCUGCGUGCUGUACGUGCUCUGGCGUCGACUGUUUUGACCGCACCGCAGCACCCACAUAUUUGUGCAAUCAUCCUCCUGUGCCCUAUUCGCCCUCGGCGCAGUUGGCGCAUUCGUUGUUAAGCUCGAAGCUAAAGUAUAAAUAUUGUAUUACAAAU
Anopheles aquasalis is the source of this 1170-nucleotide messenger RNA. It is a transcript of the gene Sec20, whose product is annotated as vesicle transport protein Sec20. Gene Ontology annotation, cellular component: endoplasmic reticulum; SNARE complex. Gene Ontology annotation, biological process: retrograde vesicle-mediated transport, Golgi to endoplasmic reticulum. Gene Ontology annotation, molecular function: SNAP receptor activity. Lineage: Eukaryota; Metazoa; Arthropoda; Insecta; Diptera; Culicidae. The record is from RefSeq and is a predicted model, not a curated record.